GAGGUAAUUAAGUACGUUAAGCUUUUAUAUAGUUCGACUAUUCUUUAUUAUAACAUUAGGCUAUACAAUUUCCUCUUAGAUAACAGUCUCCGUCUUAAAAUCAUCAACUUUUCUAAGUUAUCCGUCAAUAGCUCCUAUACUAAAAUCAGCCCUAGGACUCGAUACGUAGCCCCUUUACCAGACCGCUCCUUAUAG
Molecule: messenger RNA, 195 nt
Organism: Colletotrichum tamarilloi
Lineage: Eukaryota; Fungi; Ascomycota; Sordariomycetes; Glomerellales; Glomerellaceae
Exons: 1
Biological process (GO): protein phosphorylation
Molecular function (GO): ATP binding; protein kinase activity
Source: RefSeq, a predicted model, not a curated record